Brassica rapa (field mustard) is the source of this 9626-nucleotide messenger RNA. RefSeq lists its product as uncharacterized. The record is from RefSeq and is a predicted model, not a curated record. NCBI's taxonomy places the organism in Eukaryota, Viridiplantae, Streptophyta, Magnoliopsida, Brassicales, Brassicaceae.
GGUAGCCAAAAUGCUCUUUUUCCAAACUAGGUCUUUUUUUUGCAAGUGUCUGUCUAAAAUGAUACAAAACCCUAGUACAUAUAGCCUAACAUACGGCUAGGGACUUAAGUUGCAAAUAAUAGAUCUUCUGGGAAAUGAAAUCUUUUAAUUCGCAAUCUCAUUCGUGUGACUGGGCAUCGAUCGAUGCACAUGUAUGUUUGUCGAUCGAUGGUAAGUGAUUAUGAUCGACCGAUGUUGCUCUUCAAGCGUCGAUCGAUUUUCCUUGCGUAAAAGCAUUCUAAAAUGUCCCAAAAGUAUCAUUUCCUUCCAUCAGGUGAAUAAACCUGUAAUUGCUUUGAAAAGACUCUAAAACAUGAUUAAUACAUCUUAGAAAGUUUCUAUACCAUGUAUAAAAACGGGUGAAAAUCAUGGUAUAUCAGUUGGCAUGUAUGUGUGAAAGUGUACGUUGGUUCAUAUAGGUGAUGACCAUGAUCUACUAAAACAAUUAGAAUUUAAAACAUUGAAAAGAAGGACACAAUGAUGUAGUUCAUUUAAAGGAGAAAAACAACAAAUAAUCUUAUAGGACAACAUAGCUCAAAACAGCUUAACACUGAUUAAAUAGUUCUUCAUACAAUCAAACAUACACUGAUAAAGUUGUUUCUAGUCUAGGUGUGUCGACAAAAAAGAUGUGGACUGGGGAGUUGGGGAUGGAUGAGUUGUGGACAGGGGAUGUGUGUACGUGGAUGCCUUCAACAAAGGCGUGGAUGGGAAUACUGUGGAAGACAUAUAUGUGGAGUUGAGCAGCAUAUUGAAGACCGGUAACUGUCCAAACUCAUCUCAAAACUCCUUUGCAAUGCCCUUAAUUUUGAAUUCCCAUAUCACAUACUGCCCAUCCGCACCUCAAUUAUACAUAGCCUAUCUUAAUUUUACUAGCCAAAAAGAGCCUUAGUGAUUGAAAGCAACACACUAUGAUCCUAAAUAAUCCAAUUUUAUCAGAUCCAAAUCAGAAUUUACCUGGUGGUCGAAACAGAUGCGAGAACCAUCUUUUUCAUAUCAUCUAGCUUCCAAGCAAGCUUGAAGAUCCAAUCAGCGUCUGCGAAGGCCAUCAUGUGGACUAGCACUGAUAACGAAACCACCCAGUUGAAGUAGCCACCGCAAGCCUUCUUCACGAACUCGAAGUCGCAACGGCGAGAGAAACAUGGCGAACCUCUUUUUCUUCUGUUGUUGGUUGUUACCUGAAAAUAUCGAAAGAACACAAAAAUCAACUUUGACAAAAUGUAAAAACAAUGAAAUCAUGUUAGGUUUUGAAAAGGGAACCAAAUCCCUAAAAAAAACAAAGAACGAACCAAAAUCGGUAUUCUUGGGGUUUGAAUCGAGAAUAUGAAACUCAGACAAAGAAGGUGUAAGCUUUUGAAAAAAUCAAAACUUCACAUCACAAUUUUAAACAUGUAUGAGAGGCUUAUAUACCUAGAUCCGGACAAAGAAGGUGUAGAUUUGGAAGAAACAAACCUUGCAUGUCUUGAACUCGAAGACAGAGACGAUGUGAUUCAGAAUAGAGAGACAGUGUGAUUCGGAAGACGGAGAAGGUCGGUGUGUUUCAGAAUAGAAACUGCAAGAAGAGAGUAUGAAGAACGAUUAAUGAGAAUCUAGGAUUUCUGAACGAUAACGGUUCUCAGUUAGCUUUAAGGUGAUUUUACAAAGCGUUUGGCCGGCCAAACCUUGCUCGAAAUCUUACAAGAAAUUGAAAAUUAUCGUUUUUAGUUAAGUCAUCUGCACCGUGACUUAACUGAAUCCCGCGAAUACAUGUCUUAUCAGGACAUGACAUAUCCGAUAUCAGGCACACGUGGCAGUACGCUGUUAGUUGCUUGGUGCAUUCCAUGGUGUCAGAUCGUUAGCAUCGCGGGAGCGAGGAAGUAAACAUAACCUGGCAAUCCUGUUUGCUUUGACAAAGAGCAUUACUCCGCGAGGAGAGUGUUUUUUUAUAGCUAGAUCGGUUAAGGAUGCCUACGUACCUCCGAAGAGGAGUAAGCCAUUCGUAGUUCCUUUUCUCCGAGUAAAAGUGGCAAGCAAUACACAUUUACUCGGGGUUUUUUGGGUGAGUAAAAGUGACAGUAUGUCGUUUACUUGAGUUUGGAAUUUCGCCGGGUAAAAAUGAUGUAUGGUCAUCUACUCGGGAUUUCGUACUCUUCAAGAAUAGUAUCGUUUAAGACGCAUGAAAUUCCAUGCUCUUGGGACGGCCUCACCAGUGAAUGUCUCGAAUUGGUAAACUUUGGGCUUGAUUACUUGAGCAAUCUUGUAUGGACCCUCCCAAUUAGUCCCGGUAUUUGCAGCUUUCAACUCCUUAGUGUUUUCGAACACUUUAUGCAGCACAAUAUUGCCCGAUUAGAGAGGUCGAGAUUUAACCUUUUUGUUGUAGUAACUCUCAAUCUGGUGCUGAUAGUUCAGGAUACGGAGUAGUGCCUGGUCACGUUUUUCCUCGAUACCGCCUAACGCGUCAAGUCGCAUGUCGCUGUUUAGUUCGACGUUCUGAGGCAUCCUGGAUGUUUGUAGACUUGUCACAUUUACUUCAGCUGGGGCCAUUGCUUCGACCCUGUUAGCCAACGAGAACGGAGUUGCUUUUGGUGCUCCCUGUGGGGUCAUUCGAUGCGACCAUAAGACACCAUCCAAUUCGUCGGCUCAACAACCCUUCUUUUUUUUUUUUUUUUUUUUUUUGUAAAGCAAAAUUCAUUUCUUAACUUAGGAUUGGUACAUUAAACAGAGAGCUUGUCUGGCCACAAGGUCAGCUCUAUUAAUAACUAGUCUAGGGAUAAAUUUAAAUUCAACAGCAGUAAAUAGAGCAGAUAGAAGGUUGAGAAGAACAGCGAUCUCUAAAUGUCUUCCUCUUGAAUUCACAAGGUUAGUGAGAAUCUGAGAGUCUGAAAAAAUCAAGAGAGCGUUAAUCCCACACUGAAGAGCAGAGAUCAUGGCGUUUCGUAACGCCAAAGUUUCCGCAGCAAGAGGCGAUGCCACAGAGGAGGCAGUCGCUGAAAAAAGUCUUUUCCUGGAAAGGAAGAAAGACAAAAGUGAUCUCUUCCAUAAUGGGAAGGAGGAUGAAUGUGAUCUCUCCCAGGCUAAGGAGGAAGUUGUUGAAGCCUUUUGGCAUAACACCAAGUGAAAUAUACCCUUAAUGGCAUGAUUAUCGUUUUGUUAAAUGCAUCCGCUUGUCCGUUGCUUUGAGGGCAUCUUGGGCUUGUUGUGUUCAGGUGGAUUCUCCAUCUCUCGCAGAAUUAUCGGAAUUUUUCGAUAUGAACUAUGAUCAGUUGUCAGUGACUAUCUCGUAGGUUAAUCCUUGACGACAUAUGAUAUUCUUCUACACGAACUUUUGGACUUUGUCGGUGACAUUAGCAAAAGCCUCCGCUUCGACCCAUUUUGUGAACUAGUUGGCCAAGACUAGGACAAAGCAUUUUUGUUGGGAGUUUGGCAUAGACCCAAUAAUAUCCAUCCCCCAUCGCAUGAAAUGGUAACGAUCCGUCUUCGUCCGUAAGAGUUCUGUCGAGCUUAUGCUUCGCAGUCUGCGUUCAUUGUUCGCCAAUAAAAGCCGAGGCUUUUGACUUUUAAGGCUAGGGCUCGUACUUCAGAUUGAUUUCUAGUGGCGCCUUCCAGUGUUUUAGCCAUGUCGAGUCGUGUCUCUUCACCGUGGAUACACCUGAUAUACCAUAGAUUUUACUCACUUUUAGCCAUGCUAUAUAGGUGUUUUUAGAUACAUUAUAGUUGUUUUGGAGUCUUUUUAUAUUGUUUUCAGGUUUUGGAGUGAUUCGGAGAUAAAAUGAGAAAGAUCUGUAGCUGACCAUCGAACCAGUCCAACAGUCGACGAUUGAAGAUGAUAAUCGAUCGACACACACCUUGUGUCGUCGAUCGACAGCGAAGCGCGCAAAGACCAGACUUGGUUCCAGUCGACUUAAAGCCCUAGUCCCACAAGAAUUACCAAAUUGAGCUUGACGAGUUUUAACCUAAUAUUUAUGUGCUCUGCCAUUGUUAUAGGCAACACACUUUCAUACUUUCUUACACAUCAAAAUAUUAGGUUUGGAGAGAAGAUCCAAGACUCCUUCAGAUUUUUGUAUUGGAACACCAAAUUUUUCUACUCCUAUUUAUUCUUUGCAUUUUUAUUACUAUCUUAUUAUGAAUUGCUUAGCUAUGUCUGAGUAGUUCUCUUUGUUAGAUUUAGGGUUCAGAUAAUCUUGAGGGAUUAGCCCAAAAUAUAGAAUUACUAAUUUUUUAGGAUAUCAAUCAAUUGAACUAUUUUUUAAUGCUUAUAUUCUAGAGUAGCUAACUAGGACCUUGCCUAUAGAUAAUUGGGGCGCAAGCGGAAGCAUGGUCCUUUGUCUGAUCUAGUUUACAUUGUGCUAGGAUUGCUAGAAACAAGCGACAACUGAUUUAGUUUAACCUUGUGAACAAGUCAACCUGUGUGGUAAAUCUUGCUAGAUGCAUCGAUCGACGGGCUGAAAGGUGUAUCGAUCGACAAUCCAUAAUUGGUAUCGAUCGAGACAUUCUCAACCAACAAACGACAGCUGAGGUCUUAGAUGUAGACAAUAUAUAGUCUAAAAAUACGGAAGUUCAUCGACUAUUCUUUAGUUUCAGUUCUAGAAUUUCCAACUUACACUUAGUCUCUAUACCUCUAUAACCCUUAUCGUCUGAAUAGAAAUCCUAAUUCUAACACCUGUCAUAUCUUUUUAAAAACCUCAAUUAAACAACUAAGAAACUGCCUUGCUCACCACUGCUUUUUACUUUACACAUGUUUGCCUAGUUUAACCACAUAACUAUUAGAUCUUUUCUGUGCCUUAUCUCCCCGUGAAUUCGAUCUCUAAGUACUAUAACUCGACCUCUUAUUUAAGAGAGUAAAUCAUUCCUUAGGGUAAUUUUGGUGAUAUCAACACCUGAGGAGGACAUUUGUUGUGGUCCAUCAGGGAAAAUUGCCAUCCAUGACGACAUAAUGGGGACUCCGCGUUUUUAGUCGGCGCACAGCCCAUUUCUCGAGAGGCAGUUUGCCGUCUGCAAGAUAGUCUAUGAACUCUGUUCUCCAAUCUGGGGUUGGUUUUUCAGUUUUUUCUGUCACCAAGUCUUCUUCAAUAGAUGUUGCUUCAGUUACGGUAGCCACGAUGAGGUUUUUCUCGGUCAAGAGAUCGAUGCUAGGUUUUUCGAUCAUAUGUAUUAGAAUCGUGCGCUUGACUAGAUCGCGGAGUUUGCUUCCUAAUGCCGCGAGGAUGUCGGCGCAUACGUUCUAUUCUCAGGGAACUCUUGUGAGUUGGAAGAUCUCAAAGUCCCUUGAGAGUCCUUGGACGAGCUUAAACAAAAUAUGCCUCCAAUCAUGAGCAACAGUAGGUUUCAAUGUUCCACUAAAAAACUCCAAAAUCCUUAUACUUCAUCUGUCCAAUUAUCCUGAUAAAUGUCUCAACAUACUUGAGAACCGGCACACUGGAAAGGCAGGUGGCGGUGGUGGGCUCUUAAGAACCCACGGAAUCUGCUGAACGAGGGGCUGCUGACCAGGAAUCUGGUGGUUCCCCUGAACCCUAACCGGCGCGGCCUGCUGCACAUGAAUCUGCGGACCAUGCUGCACCUGAAUCUGAGGACCACACGGAAUCUGCUGCUGAGCUGCACCCAUCUGCCUAGAAACUUCCUGAGCAGCUACUCUAGGAGCCUCCUCAGAAUCUUGCAUAGCUGCCUCCUGAGCAAUCUGCUUGACUGCCUCAUGAGCAGCCUGCCUAGUCGCAUCCUGCACCAUCUGCUUCAGGGCAUCCUGAUCGAUUGGUGGAACCGCUUGCGGCGGAACCGGGGGCGGCACAUGCUCAUCCCCAUCCUCUCAGGCAGCUCUGGCGGUCUAAGCACGAACAACUCUCCUCUUUGGCGGAAUUUGAAAGGAAAAGGAGAAAGAUUAACUUCUGCUGAAACUGAAUACAAAUAUUGUAAGAAAUUUUACUAAAUAAAUGUCGAAUAAAAUAAUAAAUUAUAAUCAUGAUAUCUCCAUUUACUAAUCUUCAUCAAUCAUCUUCAAACACCAUAACUUCAAAUCUAUAUAAUUUAAUCCGAAUAAAUGUCAAUAAAACCAAACCGGAAGUCUAAAAAAAAAAAAAAGGAAAACCGCCUAAAAUCACUGAUCCAAUAACAAUCACUGCUCGUAAAUCUAACCUUAGCCACUGGCUGGAAUGAUCAACAGAAGAUGGUCAACUGAGGUAAAUAGAAAACUUAACAGAAAAUCGCCAGAAAAUCUCAACGAAAUAUUCACUUGGUGACCGAUCGUCGGAUAAUUUAACAUCAACUCGUCACGUGCAAAGAAAUAAUCUGACUUGAUGAGAAUAAAGAGAAGGGGUUGAGUUUCUUAUAUAGGGGAAGGAGAGGGAGGUUGAUUUUCUAAACUUCCAAAGUGGGACAAAGUAAAAGAGUUAUGAGUUUUAAUUUUUAAAACAAAUAGGCCAUCCCUUUUGGGUCACGGUUGUUAAAGGGUGAAGUUUUGGGUUCGAGGAACGUCAUGCGCACUAAUAACAUUCCUGGGAGCUCACAUGUGAAGGGUUAGGAUCCGUGCUCUGCAGGGUCAACCUAGGUCCACGGGACGGGUUGUUACAUAUACUUGGGAUAUUAUUGGUACUUAGUUCACAGUAGCAGUCGAGAAUUUCUUCAUCAAAGGGUUUUCUCUCAAGAAGAAUCAACUCUACAAUCUUGGCAUUGAUUAAAAAAAAAUUGUGCUGCGAUAUGUGAUAUCUUUUGCAGUGUUGUUCAUAAGCUGAUCUCAAAUCUCAUCGCCAAUAGGCUAAAACUUAUUAUUCCCUAGUUUAUUGCAGCGAAUCAGUAAUCUUUUGCCAGUAAGAGGCUCUUGAUUGAAAAACUUCUACUGGCUACUGCAGCUGUGCAAGAUUAGCACAAAGAGAAUAUAUCAUAUUGGUGUGUCAUUAAGGUCGAUAUCUUAAAGGCGUUUGACCAUGUUCAAUGGAAUUUUCUCAUCAAUAUUCUUACAUCAAUGAUCUUUUCCCAACCUUUUAUUCAUUGGAUCUCCUUGUGCAUAUCUACGACAUCAUUAACUGUUCAAAUCAAUGGUGAGCUAUCAGGUUAUUGUCAAAGUAAGAGAGGACUACAACAUGGAUAUUCGCUUUUACCUUACCUAUUUUUUCAUUGUGAUGGAUGUCCUCUCUAGACUAUUGGAUAAGGCAGAGAGUGUUCAAGGAUUUGGUUAUCAUCCUCGCUCUGAGAAUCUGAGUCUAACACCUUAAAUUUCACAGAUUAUUUGAUGGUCUUAACUGAUGGGAAAGUAAUCAGUUAUCUAAGGCCUCAGGACUUCAAAUAAGCAUGGAAAAGUUGACCAAUUAUCUUGUAGGAACCACAGAGGGGUUCGUCCUGAAAGCGAAAAUAGGUUUCUAUUUCAUGCUGGCCAGCUUCGAGUGUGCUAAAUGAAACAAUCAUGAAAGGCAUAGAAUCAUAGAAAAUUGAUUGUUAUCAUAUGCAUGCAGACUUGAACUCAUUGGCUCAGUCCUUUGGAAUAUCUAGAUAUUGAUUUUCUUGUUUUUUUGUCACCGUAAUGCUUUCAUUAGUGAAAUCAACAAGCUCUGCUCUGCAUUUUUAUGGUAUUUUAGCGAAUUGAAUCCUAGGAAAUCUAAAUGGAUUCAGAAGAAGUUUGUGGUCCAAAAGAAGAAGGAGGUCUUGGCGUUCCCUCGCUCAAUGAAAUGAAGAAUGUUUCUCUUCUCAAGCUCUUUAGGCAAGUGGUAUCACCAUCGAACAACAGCUCUGGUUACUACAGCACACAUAUGGAGAGAAUGUGGUUUUGUGGAGAAGAGGUAUGUAAGGCACGGUUCGUCACCUGAAAUUGGAAUCAUAUAAAGGUUACUUGGCAUACAAGUCUCAGGUUCAAUCACGUGACACCAAAAUUCCGAUUCUGCACUUGGCCAGCAUGCUCUUAAUCAUAUAAAUACGGGAGAUCGGAUGACUGCUGGACCGUGGGAAUUGAUGGGAGAUUUGUACUCUGUCACCAGCAUUUGGAUACAUCGUAUUACUCAAACAUCUCAAGCGGUGGAUGAGAAUUGUAUAGGAAAACUUUUUAUAUAUGUUAUGAUUCUUUGAUACCGGAUUGUUUCUCUCACAUGCCUAUGCUAGCCUCGACAUUAGAACAAACUACAGACAAUAGACUGAAACAAAACCAAGUGCUUCUUCAAAAGGAAAAAAAAAACUGCUCAAGAGAAUGGAUAAGACCAUAACAUAUUGUACAAUCUGAGUUAUGGAGUGUUGUUUUGUAAUCGAAUAUUUACUUUAAGCUGGUUUUGUGAUGGACACACGGGAAAGACAAGGUCGCCAAAUCCUAGGUUUGGGUAAGUAUCUUGUAGGUCCGAAAUGACUAUCGAUUCUAGACAACCUCUUCAAAACAUGUGUGUCUUCUGCCAAGCUCGGCUAGUCAAAGUUAUAAUGCCUCAUACUACAGUAUAAACUCUUUAAAUUAAUUUUAUAUAAAUUAAUAUACACUAAAAAUCUUUAUAAAAUAAUAUAAUUUUAUAAUUCCAAAUUGAGUAUUUGGUUCAAUUAGUAUAUCGAUAAAUUAAUAUCUCUGUAAAUUAAUAAAAAAAUUAUAGUUUUGGCGUAGUCCCAACAUUAUUAAUUUAUAGAGGUUUCACUGUAGUUGGAAACGAGCUUGAGCUUGACUAUAUAUUAGACGUGUUUUUAAAACAAUAUAAUAGAUGUGCUACUUGAUUGAUAUCAACACACUGACAAACAAGAUCAAGAAAAGGAUGUCAAAACACAUUACAAGUCUAUUGCUUGGCUGUCCUAUUUUUAUAAUUCUCCCCAUCAUGAUCAAGUUUCAAGUGUGUCCAGAAAUAGAAAAAUGUCCAAACCUUCUAAAGAAAAUAUAGCAAAUUACUAAAAAUAAACAUUUAAACAAAACAAAAGAUAUCAUAAACACUGUUUUGGGAGCACAACGGAUUUUUGAUGUGUUGUCAUUUUUCUUCUCAUCUCCGAGAAGGAAUGUCCGGAGAUGGGAAGAAACACAUGGUGUUGGUUUAUGAACAACAAUAUAAGACACAUCAAAACUUUGACAAGGUAUGAAGUUAAAGAAGAAGAAGCUGCAUUGAUCUUCCCAAAAGAUCCUCCAUGGUUCAAGGCAUGGAUGGUUCCAGUGAUAAUGGUUUUUGUUUUCUUUAUCGUCGCUAUUGUAGGAAUUUGUCGACGUUGUCGAAAUUGUCGCCGUGGUGAAAAUUCUCCCAGCAUCCAUCCUAUCUCGCAGACCACAUAAUUUGUUUAGAUUUCUUUUCUUAUCAAAUGUAAAUUCUUUUCUGGUGCAAUGUGAAUUCUACAGUUUCACUAUAUAUUUUCUGAUAACUUUGGUCUAAUGAAAGAUAAAACGGAGAUUUAACAAAAUAGAAUGAAAAAACACAUUAUUUGUCUUCAUGAUAGAAAACUAACCUUAGUUUGUCCGUAAGUACAAAUUUUCUCAUAAUUCCAAAAUUAACCUUUGAUUAAUCAAAUAAAAUAUAAUUUAAAGUAGUUUCAAUAUUAGAAACAUAUUAGGAAUAAAAAGAAAUAAAAAUUUAAAAUAAGUUUUGGUAGAAAUUUAAAAUAAAAAAGAAAAGCAAGAAAAUCCUCAAAAUUAACCCUUGAUAAUAUAUUAUUCAUCAUAGAAGAAGAGUUAAUGAAAA